UAUUACACAACCUAAAAGUUCUUGUCAUUCUUGGAAUGUCAGAAGAAUUCGACGAAUUUGAUAUCAUUUUCUCCGACAGUUUCUUCCGGACUCGCCGGCGUGACGACAUGAACGAGAAAGAAAACCGGCCCGUUGGUUUCCAAGAAAACUCCAAAAACAAACCGAGACGGAGCAAAACGGCGCCGUUACCUUCACCAGCGGCAUUCUCGACUUCGCUACCGGUGAAUAUACCGGGUAAUGUGGUGCAAAGGUACACGGAUGAUGAGGAAUAUUCCGAUGACGGAGGAAGGAUCAUGGUUCCGCCGCAUCUGAUAGUUGGACGGAGGAUGGAAGGUUGUCAAAUGGCGUUUUCCGUUUGUACAGGUAACGGAAGGACUCUCAAAGGACGGGAUCUGAGCCGGGUUCGUAAUUCGGUU
Molecule: messenger RNA, 416 nt
Organism: Brassica oleracea var. oleracea
Lineage: Eukaryota; Viridiplantae; Streptophyta; Magnoliopsida; Brassicales; Brassicaceae
Exons: 1
Source: RefSeq, a predicted model, not a curated record